This is a messenger RNA of Trichomonas vaginalis G3, 1644 nucleotides long. Its product is annotated as phosphorelay sensor kinase protein. Bases 1 to 1644 code for a protein of 547 amino acids. The transcript has a single exon. Lineage: Eukaryota; Parabasalia; Trichomonadida; Trichomonadidae. Gene Ontology annotation, molecular function: voltage-gated potassium channel activity. Gene Ontology annotation, cellular component: membrane. The record is from RefSeq and is a predicted model, not a curated record. Gene Ontology annotation, biological process: regulation of membrane potential; potassium ion transmembrane transport.
AUGAUUCGAACUUCUUCGAUGGUAAAUCUUUUAAACGAUGAUGAUUGGAAACUUACUUUUACAGAACCCGGACUUCCAAAGAAAAAGAGUCAAUUCCAAGCCGCACCCGAAAAUUUCUAUUCACAAUCAGCAAUUGCACCGAAUUCAACUAAAUUAUUUUAUUUCACACACUUUAACAAAUGGAGGAGACUAUGGGAAUACAUUCUUUUAAUUGUUUCUGCUUUUCCAUUUUUCGAAAUAUCAUUUAUCUCAAUUUUUUGUCCUCAUGUUAGCAUGCUUAGAUUCUCUCCACUCUUUAUAUUUGAUAUCAUAUUUGGAAUUGAUAUUUUUAUCUCAUCUCGCACAGCAUAUCUUUCACAAGGUGUUUCUGUUACGGAUCCUGAUAGAAUAUUUAGACGAUAUGGUAAAGUUUGGUUUGUAUUUCAAAUAAUCGCUACAAUUCCACUUAAUUGGAUUGGAGUUCUUAAAGGAAAUCGAUAUUUAUACUUAGCUUUAUCAAUCAACAAAGUAAUUCGCCUCAGAAGAGCAUUUACAGCUGCCGAAUACCUACUUAAAUUCCUAAUGUACCAUAAUUGGAAAUCUAUAAUGUUUCCUUUUUGUUUAUUACUUUUAUGCUUUGCACAUUUCUUCGCCUGCUUAUUUUACAUCUGUGCCGUAUUCGAGGAUACAAUGGAAUCAUGGAUAGGCAUGUCUGGCUGGGAUUAUUUGUCUCCUCCUCAAUUAUACGUUGUCAGCGUUUAUUUCGUCAUGACAACAAUCCUUACUAUUGGUUACGGUGAUCUAACUCCGAAGACAUCACCAGAGACCAUUUUGGUCAUAUUUAUACAGCUUUUGGGCGUUUUAGUCAACGCAUACAUUUUAUCUAUCAUGGUUUCGAUUCUUAUUGAUCCAAUUGGUAAUGAAUUCAUUCAGAGAUUCAUUAGUCUCUCUGAUUACAUGCAUUUUAAGCAUGUUCCACCAAAUGUCAGAACAGAUAUUAAACAAUUUCUUCAAAUGAAGUGGCAAACUAACCAUGGAACGGAGGACCCUGAAAAUGUAUAUAAGUUCAUACCAGAAACAGUAAGAGAUAACAUAAAAAGAGAUAUUUGCAGAAAAUGUUUCUCAAAAGUCUCAAUUUUGAGAAUGGCGUCCGAAUCUCUGCUAACAGAAAUGGCCAAUUUACUAAGAGAUAUCAGUUUCUCACCCGGAGAAGUCAUUGUAAAGCAAAAUGUGAUGACUCAUGACAUGAUAUUAUUAAAUAACGGAAUAAUUGAUAUAUAUGCUGAUGGUAGCCUUGUAGCAUCCAGUGCUUGCGACGAUGGCCUUGUUCUUGGCGAACAAGAAUUAUUUGUUGAUACACCUCGAGCUGCGACUGUUAUUGCAGUUACAUAUGUUGAAGGAUGGAUAAUUACUCGUGAUUUCCUUAUCCAAUGCCUUGCUCAUCGUCACGAACUCAAAAAAGAUUUAUUAGACUCUGCUUUAGUUUGUUUCCCAGCCAAAUACAAGGAAAUCAGGAAACUUCUCUCCGGAGAAAACAUUAGAGCUACUGUUGAAAGAAAUAAGGCCAAACAAAGAGAAAUGAUUCAAAGAAUUCUUAGGAACCAUAGAGAUCAAAACAACACUGAUGAUGAUUCUUCAUCAGACUCAAACCAUCUUGGUAUUUAA